Messenger RNA from Morchella sextelata, 1017 nucleotides. RefSeq lists its product as uncharacterized. Gene Ontology annotation, molecular function: hydrolase activity, acting on ester bonds. The transcript has 5 exons. Lineage: Eukaryota; Fungi; Ascomycota; Pezizomycetes; Pezizales; Morchellaceae. The record is from RefSeq and is a predicted model, not a curated record. Bases 1 to 1017 code for a protein of 338 amino acids.
AUGUGGCUCAAAGAUUUUCUCCCCAGAGAGGCCUCCUGCGAAAAUGUCAGGAUUCUUUCGUACGGGUAUAAUACCAAACUCGUUGGGAAAGGCACGGUGGACGACACGUUCUUGGAUUACAGGAGAAAUUUUAUCCAGCAACUUGAGAAUGCUAGAAACUCGGAAGAGGAGAGUGAAAGGCCUAUCAUAUUCAUAGGGCAUAGUCUUGGUGGUAUUGUGAUAUUGCAGGCAUUAAGUCAAGCCAAGAAUAGGCCGAGAUUCCACGGGCACAUCCUAGACUCUACCGAAGCCAUACUAUUCUUUGGGACCCCGCACGCGGGCCUCAAUGGAGUCAGCGAACUGAUGGACAUGGUUCGAGACAUGUCAGGGCAUGGAACUCCUUCGAGCAGAAUAAAGCUUCUCAGUCUCCUCACCGAGGAUUCUGAGUUUUUGGCAACUCUGCGAGAUGGUCUGACUGAUAUCUGGGAUCCGGACACUUUGAAAGUUUUCAGCUUCUAUGAACUUGGGAAGACGCCAACCGUCCAAAAAGAGCUUACCGCGGGCGAGUGGAAAAGGUUUGGAAAGGCAGUGGGGAUGGUAAAGAAGAUGUCGGCUCUGUUGCAUUUGAGGAAUGAGAUUCCGAUUCCUAUUUCACGGAACCAUACGGAAAUGGUCAAAUUCAGCUCUGCGGCAGAUAAAGAUUAUCGCACGGUAGCAACCCAUAUAGGGAAUUGCGUAAAAGACAUUAUUUCUCGAGAGGAUAGCGACGAGGAUGAUAGUGAGGAGUGUGGAAGUGACACUACCGACCCGGACGAACGAAGGAGAAAGAGAAAGAGAAAGAGGAGAAGGGUGAUAAGCAGUAGAAACAAUAGUGAAAGCGAAAGUGAUGACGAGGACGAGAGUGGAAGCGGGACUGAGGGGGAAAGUAGUACUCCUAGCAGUGAUAGUUCUGACAGCUCAAGCGAGAGCGGAGAGAACAGUGAUGGCCCCGUCGUCAAUAAAAGUUCAAGCGACGAAACUGACGAUGAAGAGAUGUAG